CGUUUCAGAGCUGCUGCCGGGUUUCAUUUUACUUCCCUCUUUACGGAGCAGGCAUUUAUGUAGAGCUGGUGGGCGAAUUGUUUUCCGGAAGGUGCAAAUAAACGAAAGAAAUAGUUUCUGUGACAAACCGCCAAAACAACGCCAAAUUUCCAGUUGAUGUGUUAUGUGUUUUGUACGUAUCCUCUCGGGAACUUGAUGAACAACGUCGAAUCGUCCGGACCGUAGCAGCAGAAAGGUGUGAAGCUGUAACGUCGAAUUUAUGUGCCGACGAAUUUAUGAGGCAGCCCGCAGAAGGAUUUAGUUUUGUCCCUUCGCUAUCACGCCCACAAUCUCAGUCGCAGCGCAGCGUGUGUGAUUUGUCACGAGAACGCGUUCUAUAGCACCAUAUUUGGCCAAAAAAACGACGAUCCGUCCCCAGCGACCAUGGAUAACUUGAGAAAUUUGUUCGGGCAAGUGUCUGCCAUGACGUCAAUGAAAUCAUCAACGGCGAGCCCCUCGUACUCGUCGGGCACGGCGGGAAGCAAUAGGUCCGGUUCCGUCUCGGGCUCCGGCUCCAGCGGCAGGAGCAGCAACGACACGAUGAAACCACGUAAAACGGCCGACCGGGACAGUUACUACUACAUCAUGUGGCGUUCUUAGCUUCGGAACGGUUUCAGCUUUACCGUGCAGCUUUCCCGUCGGGUACAGAGAAAUAUUCUUAAUCCUCACAGCAUAUUCACGAAUUCUCUACCACGCAUUCAUCGGCCACAUUCAGAGAGAGAGAGAGGAGCAAAUAGUCUGGACGUACGGAAACGGAAUUCGGGAGAUUGGGAGAGAACUACCAGCUAAAACGGAUAAGCCGGAGUAAUAAUAAUAAUAAUGCUUUCGCUGAUUGGUGCUAACCAGUUAUGGAUGGUCGCAAUCUGGACCGGAUUACUGCUGGUCUUCAGUCCAGUCCUGUUUGUGGUUAGUGUGUGCCUACCGGAAUUGCCAUUGUUGCUGAUUAGACGGCUGAACCACAUCCCGUUUGAUUCCGUUUGACCGCGCAUGACUCCGGGAUAGACAGGGCACCCAAAAGCAGGAUUCUAUCUGAAGGUGUCUUUAACGACAAAUGAAACAAAUCGUUUGCGAGACUGCUUUUAUUUAUUGUAGCAACCGAUACAAAAAAAACGAAGACAGAUUUCAUUUUUUUACAGAUUUCUAUUAUUUUGUAAAAAUGAAAAGACAAGUAGACAAGUACCAGCAGCAGCUCACACAGCAGACCAAUACCAUCGACACACAGCUACACAUCUUAUCGAUGUAAACAUAACCCAGACUUAAAGAGUGCAAUAUGCAUCCGCGAACCAGUAUACCUGUCCCCGGAGGCCAUAGCGUAAUUGAACUGAUACUGAACCGAUAUGUGAUUAUUUUACUAACUCAUUACCGUAGCUUUUCUCUGUCCCCUCGGCAAUGGACACAAAGAUAGUAAGGAAGAUUGUAUGAAGAGCAAGCGCAAGAAAAGGCUACUGACCAGCUACAUUAAAUCACGGAGUAAACGGAGCGAAGCGAAUGAAAUUCUACAUUAGAAAAUCGCCAAAACGCGCAGUGCCUUGCAAGUGACUUUCGGUGAACAGUGACGAAGAUAUUUUGACAAGAGUGUUUUGUACGUACAUUUACUAGCUCUAAGUAUUAUACCUAAAAUAAAGACACAUUUUUCAUU
Molecule: messenger RNA, 1678 nt
Organism: Anopheles cruzii
Lineage: Eukaryota; Metazoa; Arthropoda; Insecta; Diptera; Culicidae
Exons: 3
Coding region: 424-639 (71 amino acids)
Source: RefSeq, a predicted model, not a curated record